Quercus robur (English oak) is the source of this 1041-nucleotide messenger RNA. RefSeq lists its product as uncharacterized. Gene Ontology annotation, biological process: DNA replication; DNA recombination; DNA repair. The record is from RefSeq and is a predicted model, not a curated record. Gene Ontology annotation, cellular component: nucleus. Gene Ontology annotation, molecular function: DNA binding. NCBI's taxonomy places the organism in Eukaryota, Viridiplantae, Streptophyta, Magnoliopsida, Fagales, Fagaceae. The transcript has 9 exons. The coding region runs from base 1 to 1041 and encodes 346 amino acids.
AUGGAGUCCAACGAAGAUAUGAACUCAAUCCAAAAAUACUGCUUUCAGUUUGCUGACUAUGACCAAAUACAGAACCAAUGUUACAACUACACCUAUUUAAUAGAUGUUGUUGGAAAGUUGGUAGUAGUUGGAAAUGUUGAAGAGCCUCAAGUUAAUGGUGCACCAAGAAAACUGCGCAAUCUGCAAUUGCUUUUGAAAGAGGGAAAAGAAAUUAGGCUUUCACUAUGGGGAACAAGUGUCUGGCAAAUCGAUGAAGAUGUAUAUAAGAACAAUCCAGGACCUUUUGUCUUAAUUGCAACUUCGACUAUUGUCAAAUCAUUUGGAGGCAAAUUCUCUUUAUCAUCAACCAGUGCAACAAAAGUAUAUCUAAAUCUUGAGAUUCCUGAGGUUGCUGAAAUAAUUGACAGAUACAGGAUUCAAAUUGAAGUCUUUGAUUCAAUUGACAAGACAACUUUUGUCAUAUUUGAUCGAGAUGCUGAGAAAAUCCUAAAUAAAUCUGCGAAAGAUCUUGCUGAAAAACAAACAGAGAUUGAUAUUGAAGAAGGAAUCCCACGUGAUCUUAAGAAAAUUUUAGGAAGACAAUACAUUUUUCUACUUCGCUUGAAUGAAUUCAAUCUGAAUGAUGGUUCGGUGGGAACAUCAAACUUCAAAGGGUACUGCCAAUUGAGAAGAGAAGAGAUUGCUGGCAGAUACAGGAUUCAAAUUGAAGUCUUUGAUUCAACUGACAAGACAACUUUUGUCAUAUUUGAUCGAGAUGCUGAGAAAAUCCUAAAUAAAUCUGCGAAAGAUCUUGCUGAAAAACAAACAGAGAUACCUAUGCAAAAUCUUAGUGACAACAAAUUUGCCAGCACAAACUUUAUAAGAUCCAGCCAAGAAUCUUCCAGUGCCAUUUCAUCAAUGAUCAACACAAAUGGUGCAACAAAAGGAGAAAAUGAUAACAGCUCACAAAUUGAACAAAUAAGGAUAGACAAAACUUCAAACAUUGAAGAUGAAGAAACAUAUGAUGAUAACAUACCCCUUAACAUGCUUUACAAGCGUUGA